Schistosoma bovis is the source of this 291-nucleotide messenger RNA. The record is from the annotation of a GenBank genome assembly. NCBI's taxonomy places the organism in Eukaryota, Metazoa, Platyhelminthes, Trematoda, Strigeidida, Schistosomatidae.
AUGACAACAUUCGGAUUAAAUCGUUUCAAACGUAUAAUUGGUGGACAAUCUGUCCCACGUGGUACGUAUCCAUGGGCAGCAUCAAUUCAAGCUAAACGACAUACAUCGUGGUCAACAUUAGUUACAGGAUCCGAACAACACUACUGUGGUGCAGCUUUAAUUAAACCUGAUUGGAUAAUUACAGCAGCGCAUUGUUUAUACGACAGUGGAGAAGAUGAUGAAAUUAUCAGCUAUCUACAUCCAAAAAUGUGGCAUGUACGAAUGGCAACUGAAAAACUAAGUGUGAGUUAG